CGGUAGGAAAGAAAAAAUGUAAACAUUAAUUUGAAAAUCGUAGACGAAAGUUAAAGGUAUGGAUUCCGCUCCAAGAUCUAUUAAAGCGUCUAAAGUAGAAUUUGAUGUAAAUCUGAUGUGCAACAACUGUGCUUCUUCAGUUAGAAAUGCCUUAUCACGUUUAACUGAUGUGAAUAUUGUAGACAUUGAUGUUGAAAGACAAAGCGUAAUUGUAGAAACAUCACUUCCAUCUCAGACUGUGAAAGAAGCAAUUCAAAGCACUGGAAAAAGAGCUGUUUUGAAGGGUUAUGGAAUUUCAGAUGCAGGUAUUACAGUAUCUGCAGUAGCAGAAUUAAAAGGUGAAAGUAUUCUGGGUGUUAUUCGUUUCCAUCAAGAUGAAAAUAACUUGUGCAUUAUUGAUGGUACUAUUGAUGGUCUUAAGCCUGGAGAACAUGGCCUUCAUAUCCAUGAAUUUGGAGAUUUAUCUCAAGGAUUCGAGAAUUUAGGACCUCAUUUCAAUCCAACUGGCUCAAAGCAUGGGGGACCAAAUGAUGCCGAAAGACAUUAUGGGGAUUUGGGUAACAUAACUGCAAGUGCAAAUGGAAGAGCUAGUUUUCGAAAAGAAGACCACUUGAUUAAAGUAUGGGAUAUUAUUGGACGAUCCAUUGUGGUCACUUCUGACAGAGAUGAUCUUGGGCAUGAAUCAAAUGAGUCUUCUAAAAUUGAUGGAAAUUCAGGAUACGGUUUGGCUUGUGCAAUUAUAGCCCGAUCUUCUGGACUGUUCCAAAAUCCAAAACGGAUCUGUCAGUGUGAUGGAAUAAGUGUCUGGGAUGAACAAAAUCUACCAUCUUCACUUUAGUCAGGCAUUUGCAAAUGCAAUGUUUGACUUGGAAAUUAUGAAAAAGAUCCUAACUAUAUCAAUUAUUGUCAAUUUUGUUUUAAUUAUUAUGUUGAAUCAGUUAAUUUAAUAAUAGUUUUGCCUGUUUUGAUAACUUAAACUAUGAAAAAAAUAAUUUUAUAUUGUUAUAAAGUUUUUACAAAAUUAUUUUAAUAUCAUUAAAAAUAUCUUACCUUUGGUAUAGUUUAUAAUAAGCAGCUUGUAUUUUAUAAUGACUCGGGCAUAAAAAAGUCUGAUAAUGUAUGCAAAAAAUAAGCUUUUUGAUGAAAGGAACUGAAAUAUUUAAUUAAGAACAAAAUAUAUGUGAAUCAAAAUACAUGCCAUCUGUUUAUGCAUAUAAAUGUCAUUUCAUAUUAAGCUAUAAUUUUACAACUUUCAAUAUUUAUUUCUUUUUGAGUAAGUGAGACCUGUUUUCUUUGUUAAAUAUAUGUGAUAUGUAUAUAAAAAGUGUUUAAUAAAUUGACAUAUAUUUUUGUUUUUCUUA
Messenger RNA from Stegodyphus dumicola, 1361 nucleotides. It is a transcript of the gene Ccs, whose product is annotated as Copper chaperone for superoxide dismutase. The record is from RefSeq and is a predicted model, not a curated record. Gene Ontology annotation, molecular function: copper ion binding. Gene Ontology annotation, biological process: superoxide metabolic process. Lineage: Eukaryota; Metazoa; Arthropoda; Arachnida; Araneae; Eresidae.